Messenger RNA from Plutella xylostella (diamondback moth), 4342 nucleotides. Its product is annotated as nuclear pore complex protein Nup160. Gene Ontology annotation, molecular function: structural constituent of nuclear pore. NCBI's taxonomy places the organism in Eukaryota, Metazoa, Arthropoda, Insecta, Lepidoptera, Plutellidae. The record is from RefSeq and is a predicted model, not a curated record. Gene Ontology annotation, cellular component: nuclear pore.
AGAACUAAAAACUUCAUUCUAUUUCAAAUUUCAAAAUAAUACUUCAAAAAUAACCUCAAAAGAAUACAAGAUAUUUUAUGAAAUAAAUAAAAAGUAAAACAUCUAUUAAAUGCAUAAUCUAUCUUAGGUGUCGGAUAGAUUUACUAUGUGCAAAGGGUUCAUAUGAGUGAAAGUUCAGUGGUACUGUGUUAAAUUAAAACGAUUAAUUAAAUAAACAACAAUGGAGUUUGCUGAAGCUAUACCGGUUUCUUUCAAAGAAAUCACUCCAAACCAUUAUAAUUCUGAGAAAUGGAAAGAAGUCGUACUGAACACAGGAGGAACACACAGCACCCUACAAGACAUCAAACUACCAGCAAAAGCUGGUGGUUACUGGUACCAGGACUCAAAAAAAGCCAGUACAAGAAACAGAUUCAUAUACUGGCAAACCACACCAGAUGCUAUAGAGCUCACAGAAGCAUCUUUGGACAUCAACCUGUCGGGAGCCAACUUGAGAUGCAAAGUGGCUCCAGGCACCCCCCCUUUGAACGGGAUGUCAGUCUGGGAAAGACCAAUGUCACGCGAGGUGGUAAUCCUGGCCGCCACAGUCUCCUCCGUUCACCGACUGGUGUUCCCUCAUCCAGAUGUGCUGGACAAAAAGGCUACCUUUGGAUCACUGAGCACCACAACACCCUCCAUAUUCCAUGAUACAUCGUCAUUGAACAAUCCUAAUAAUUAUUUUCUUCUGAAUCAAUAUUCAAAUUCAAGUGUCGGCGUGGCGCACACAUGCGCCUCAAUGCUGCGCGACAACGGCGAGGCGGUGUUCGCUCUAGCAUUCGGCUACGGCGGCGAGGGCGGGCUGCUGCUGGUGAAGCUGCCCUUGGCCGGAGCCGCCGUCAGCUACCAGCUGAAGAGGGAGUCUACUGUGCCGCGGUUCCUGUCCGGGAUCACUGGCGCGCUCAGAGGCAAGCCCGACGGCAUCGAGACGUACGGCGUGGUGUUGACGGGGUCGUGGGCGGUGGCCGUAUGCGCUGACGCGAGCCUGCGCGCCUGGCCGCUGGACGAGGGCGGGGCGCCCGCGGCCGUGUCGCCGCCGCUCGCCGCGCAGCCCCGGCCGAGGCCGCCACCCCACGGCCACAUGCUCCAGAAGGCCACGGCUCCGGACGGCGGCGUGGUCCUGGUGGCGUACCUGUCGUUCCCUGACGAGAGCGAGUUCGUCGUCAUGAGGAUGCAUGACAAUGGUGCCGGCGCUCUCAAGUUCGCACAAGUGUGCAGGAUUUACGGGCCUCAGUUGGAUCUCCUGGACUACUCGGUGGGCUAUGGCGAGGGCACCAACGUUAUUUGGGCGCUGUGGAGCCAACCGGAUGGGGAAACUAUCAUCACAAGCAGUGCCCUAAACGCGUCAGUAUCGUGGCGCUCUGUGGCGCCGCGCGAGCCGCCGCCGCCGCUGCCGCAGCUGCACUCGGCGCAGGCGUACCGCGACCGCCUGCUCGCCGUCGGCCUGUUCCCGCCGCCCGUCGUGUGGAAGGCACUCUCUAUAUACCGGCGCACGUGGGGCGGCGGAGACUCGGCCACGGCGGGGGAGCUCGGCGAGUGCGCGCUGGGCGCGGUGCAGGCGCGGCUGAGGCACCUGGCCGCGCGCUCCCCGCCCGCGCACCACGCGACCCUCAUGCACAAGUGUUGGUCAGACCUGUACAGCUGGUGUAUGCAGUACAUGGAGGGCCUGCAGAAGCCGCUCGGCCUCAUGGUGUGCAAACAUGUCCCGGAGUACGAGAGCGGCUGGUGGUGCGCGGUGGUGCGACGCGCCGGCAUCUCCCUAAUCCGGGAGCUGGAGCCGCUGGAGAGGAUGAUGCUGUCCAAUGACUACCCUGACUCCGACUAUGAGAAAUCCGGCGCAUCGGGCUCGCUAUCAUCGGACUGCCUGCUGGUGGUGGCGGCGGCGCGGAGCUGGGAGCGCGCCGCGUCCGUGCCCGCGGCGGACGAGCUCGAGCGGCAGGUGUUCGGCGGCCGCGCGCCGCAACACCGCCUGCUGCCGCGCCUGGUGCGGCUGCUCACCGCCACGCCGAUACUCACGCCGAUGCAGAUCGACGAAUUAUCGGCUAUUCUGGAGCCGAUCAGGGACUUGCAAAGCGCUGUUCUGGAGCUCAACGACGCUUUACGACUGGACGUGCCUGAACUUGAUACUUCCAAGGACGAAGAUGAAUGCAGUGAAUACGACAGUCUCUUCAGCAGUGAUCUGGGUGUCGCCGUCGUGACUGAAGCUAUCCGACAGAUGGCAGAGAUGAGAUCGCGUAUAGUCCGCGGCACGGUGGCGGCUUUGGGCGCGGCGCGCGGCGCGGACGCGGUGCCGGGCGCCGGCCACUGCGCCGUGCACUGGCAGGCCUACCGCGCGCUGCUGUGGCUGCGGGGGCACUGCGCCGCGCCAUCCACAUCAUCGGACGAGCUAUUCCGCCUGAAGCUCAGCGCUCUAGGCUCAGAACCUUGCGAGGCUAACAUCUCUGAGGGUGUAAUGCAAGCUUACGUAGCCCGCGCAGGGGGCUCCCGCGCCCGGCGCCACCUGAGCGCCGCUGGGGCGCCCCUCGACUGGCACCAGGCGCUGCCGCUCAUGUCGUACCAUCUGGCGCAUCAGCUCUGGGCAGUGAGCGGCGGGUUCUCAUUCGGCUGGUGGCUCGCGAGCAUCAACCAGCCGCGCGUCGUGCAGAGCUACGUGGCACUGCUGGAGCCCUGGUGCGAGUGGACCGCUUGCUCGCGUCAAUUCAUCCUCGGCCUAGCCCUGCUAGACUUAGACGAGCCAGAGGGCGCGUACUCGGCGUUCAGCAAGGCGGCCAAGGGCGUCGGCGCCGAGCCCUUCCUGCGGCAGCUGGUGGCCUCCGCCGGCGCGCCCGCCACGCAGCACCAGGCGCUCGUGCUCUACUAUAUGAAGGUGAUCAAGUUGUUCGAGAUCCACGACGCGGGCGCGUGCGUGGUGCGCCUCGCCGAGACCGCCAUCAGCAUCGCCGACAAAGACGACCCUAAUUUGGGCAUGUUCCAGUGGCUGGUGUUCAUCUGGCACCUGAACGGGGGCCGCGUGCAGCGCGCGCUAUCCGCCGCCGCCGCCAGCCCCGCGCCGCACGCGCGCGCCGCCGCCGCCGCCGCUCUGCUAACCACACUUGCGCAACGCAACCAGCUCGAGCAGCUAGUGACCUGCGGCGCGCUGUCGGCCGAGGCGGAGCGGGCGGCGGCGUCGCGCGCGCGCCUACACGAUGCGCACGCGCACAACCCGUACUACGACUUCUUGUACGCGCUGCACGUGCACAGGCAUCAUUAUAGGAAAGCGGCAUCAGUGAUGUACGAGCGCGCGUCGCGUUGCACGACGGAGGGCGGCGGGCGCGCGGCGCGCCGGCGCUACCUGGCGGCCGCGCUCACCGCGCUGCAGCUGGCCCAGCCGCGCCACGCCUUCCUGUGCCGCGCCGUGCCCGUGCAGGUUAUUGGCAUCGAAGAGCUAGAGGCGGAGCUGCGUGAAGAGGACCCCGACUCCAUGGACGCUGUGCAGCAAGCAUUACUCACGGGUGAGAGCCUGGACUUCAACGCACUCUACCCUCAGCUGAAGGAAGCCCCCUCGGACACUCUCCUAGCCGUGUUGAAGCGCGUCGUCACCACGGGGCAGUACCUGCCGCGCUGGUUCAUACACAGAUACAUGGAAGUAGACAGCAGCGGUUGCAUCCGCGCGCUGCUCGCCUCAGGACGCGCCGUGGAAGCAGCCGACGCGUGUUGCGGUGCGUUCAGAAACGCACUGCGCAGACUGAACGCGACCGCGCCCGUCGCCGCCGCGCCGCUCGCCGCCGCCGACCUGCUGAGGGCCGAGCUGCAGCAUCAUAGGGACGAUGACACGUGCCGGGAGAUCUAUGAAGAACUAGAUUCUUUAGUGACAGAAUACAAGCAAGUUGUUGUAAGAACCAGUGAUGAUAUGAAAUUAGCUCGCAUCCAGUUCCCAAUCGCCACUUAGCUAGUAAUUAUAUAAUAAUCAUAAUUUGUGUUAAUUUUUUUCUUACAUUAAUUCAAUAAAAAAUAAAUAAGAUUUGAGAAAAAAACUUUUAAUUCAAUAUACCCUUAUAAAACUAGUCCGAUAAGAAUAAGCAAUAAGAGUACAUUAGGGUUGUCAUUAUUACAGUUUACGCAUUUUGUUCCUUCUUAUUUCCAAGUUUUACUUAAACUAGGUCUACGUACUUGGGCAGUACUUACAUAUUUGAAAUGCCUGAAUAAAUACUUAAUUACACCUACACCAAAAACCACAGCCAAAUCAAUAUUGCCACAGCUAAUUUAACUAAAUAAAACCUACUGUCCAAAUAAACAUUAAUUUAUUUAUCAUCACACUCACACUACGUAG